UCCUCAUGGUUGGUUCAGAAGGAAGGCGCUAGUCCUCUGAAACUUGAGGUCGCUUUCUGAGAACCACGAGCCCGAGGCCCUACCCUCCGCCGGGGCGCACAGGCUCUUAAAGCGGCCCGCGGGAAGCCACUCACCGUCAGAGACGGCUGGAGCUGAGGCUGCGCCAUCGUCGCUGUCGGCGGCCAUGACACCGCGGGUCCCUCGCCUGUACGGUCUCUGGUCAAUCAUGAAGAAGCCACGAGCAGCUGUGGGAAGUCGAAGUCGUUGCAGGAAGCAGGCAUCCAGCCAGGAGGGAAGGGAGAAACGUGCCCUCAGCAGCAGACAGGCCAAGUCCUCUGCACCUGAUGCCUGUGCAGGGACAAUCCCUGAGUUUUCUGAGGCCCCAGCAGGCCUCGCCAGGCGGCAGGAGGAGGUGGUAUUGCAGGCCUCUGUCUCCCCGUACCAUCUAUUCAGAGACACAGCUGAGGUCACAGUCUUCCGAGAGAGCCUGCUGAGCUGGUAUGGCCGAGAAAAGCGAGACCUACCCUGGAGAAGGCGGGCGGAGGGUGAGGUGGACCUGGACAGGCGGGCAUAUGCCGUGUGGGUCUCAGAGGUCAUGCUGCAGCAGACCCAGGUUGCCACGGUGAUCAGCUAUUAUAACCGAUGGAUGCAGAAGUGGCCAACGCUGCAGGACCUGGCCAGUGCUUCCCUGGAGGAGGUAAACCAGCUCUGGGCUGGCCUGGGUUAUUACUCUCGAGGCCGGUGGCUACUGGAAGGAGCCCAGAAGGUGGUAGAGGAGCUAGGAGGCCACAUGCCACGCACAGCAGAGACCCUGCAGCGGCUCCUGCCUGGUGUGGGGCGGUACACAGCCGGAGCCAUUGCUUCCAUUGCCUUUGGCCAGGCAACCGGUGUGGUGGAUGGGAACGUAGUACGGGUGCUAUGCCGUGUCCGAGCCAUUGGUGCUGAUCCCAGCAGCACCCUUGUCUCCCAGCAGCUCUGGAGCCUCGCCCAGCAGCUGGUGGACCCAGCCCGGCCAGGGGACUUUAACCAAGCAGCCAUGGAGCUGGGGGCCACAGUGUGUACCCCGCAGCGCCCACUCUGCAGCCAGUGCCCUGUGCAGAGCCUGUGCCGGGCUCACCUGAGGGUGGAGCGAGAGCAGCUCUCAGUCUCAUGGAGCCCGCCAGGCAGUCGUGACGUGGAGGAGUGUGCUCCCAACACUGGACAGUGCCAGCUGUGUGCACCUCCCACAGAGCCCUGGGACCAGACCCUGGGAGUGGCCAACUUUCCCAGAAAGGCCAGUCGUAGGCCCCCCAGGGAGGAGUGCUCUGCCAUCUGUGUUCUGGAGCAGCCCAGGGCCAUUGGGGGUCCCCGAAUUCUGCUGGUGCAGAGGCCCAACUCAGGUCUGCUGGCAGGACUGUGGGAGUUCCCAUCUGUGACCGCAGAGCCCUCAGGGCAGCACCAGUGCAAGGCCCUGCUGCAGGAGCUGCAGAGUUGGGUUGGGCCCCUCCCAGCCACCCGCCUUCAGCACCUGGGGCAGGUGGUCCACACCUUCUCUCACAUCAAGGUGACAUAUCAAGUAUAUGGUCUGGCCCUGGAAGAGCAGACCCCAGUGACCAUCGUACCACCUGGCGCUCGCUGGCUGACCCGGGAGGAGUUUCACACCGCCGCUGUCUCCACCGCCAUGAAAAAGGUGUUCCGCAUGUACGAGGGCCAACAGCCAGGGACCUGCAAGGGUUCCAAAAGAUCCCAGAUGUCCACCCUGUCUAGACGGAAAAAGCCCAGCCCAGGCCAGCAAGUCCUGGAUAGUUUCUUUCGGCCCCACAUCCCUGCUGAUGCACCUGGCCUCAGCGGUGCAACCCAGUGAUGUCUCUGGAAGCCCCCACCCCCUGGGAAUCCUGUUUAAUAAAGUGCUUAUUUUUGUAGUCAUUCUGGAGACUUUCC
Hippopotamus amphibius kiboko is the source of this 1920-nucleotide messenger RNA. It is a transcript of the gene MUTYH, whose product is annotated as mutY DNA glycosylase. The record is from RefSeq and is a predicted model, not a curated record. NCBI's taxonomy places the organism in Eukaryota, Metazoa, Chordata, Mammalia, Artiodactyla, Hippopotamidae. Gene Ontology annotation, biological process: mismatch repair; base-excision repair. The coding region runs from base 185 to 1843 and encodes 552 amino acids. The transcript is spliced from 16 exons. Gene Ontology annotation, cellular component: nucleus. Gene Ontology annotation, molecular function: adenine/guanine mispair binding; purine-specific mismatch base pair DNA N-glycosylase activity; oxidized purine DNA binding.